This is a messenger RNA of Suillus plorans, 1422 nucleotides long. RefSeq names its product G-protein alpha subunit. Gene Ontology annotation, biological process: adenylate cyclase-activating G protein-coupled receptor signaling pathway. Gene Ontology annotation, molecular function: guanyl nucleotide binding; GTPase activity; G-protein beta/gamma-subunit complex binding. The record is from RefSeq and is a predicted model, not a curated record. The coding region runs from base 1 to 1422 and encodes 473 amino acids. The transcript is spliced from 9 exons. NCBI's taxonomy places the organism in Eukaryota, Fungi, Basidiomycota, Agaricomycetes, Boletales, Suillaceae. Gene Ontology annotation, cellular component: heterotrimeric G-protein complex.
AUGGCUCAAACGAAAUCACAUUCUCGGUCCUCUCUUGAUAUGUUCUCUCCAGUUAACCUGAAGCCUGUACAAGACGAUGCUUGGUCAAACAUAUUCAAACCACCUCCCAACGAGUCCGUCGAGGAGAGACGAGACCGCAUUGCCCGCCAGCAAGAGGCUCAGCGAGUUUCUCGGGAAAUAGAUGAAAGUAUUCUGGAGUCCAAGAAGUUGUUCGACAAGAAGAAGAAGGCUAUCAAGGUCCUACUAUUAGGACAGGCCGAGUCCGGGAAAUCAACAAUGUUACGAAAUUUCCAGCUCGCAUUUUGUCCGACCUACUUCCAUGGCGAAGCACUCAUAUGGAAGACCAUCAUACAACUUAAUCUCAUUGGUUCCGUGAAAAAACUUCUCUCAAUUGUCGAGGAUGAACUAGAAAUGUCAGGCCCCCGUUCUCGGUCCCCUACCGGAUCUACAUCAUCAUCACUUUCAGAUCACCACCGACGUACACGAAUGCGACUUCUUCCCCUGUUGUCAAUGGAGACAAAUCUCACGCGACAACUGCUCCCUGAACACUACGACCCCUCAAGAACGCCCGAGAUCUGCGUGCGGGCUGGUAGCGGAUGGAAGACCGUCUUGGAGAGAGUCACAUUGGAACGACGGGUCCCUCCCACCGGUCAGCGUCGACCAAUGACGAAUGAUGGGCGAAGCAAGGAUGAUCCGACUUUGGUACUUGCUGCGUCCAAGAAUGAUAUCAUUUCAUUGUGGGAGGACGAGAGCGUUCGGGAAGUACUCAAGCGACGUGGAGUUCGACUAGAAGACUCUCCUGGUUUUUUUCUGACUGACACGGCAAGAAUCGCAACGGUGGACUAUGAGCCUACGGAAGAGGAUAUCGUCCGUGCUAGAUUACGAACAUUUGGUGUAGAGGAACAUCGCUUCCUUCAAGAUAAUGGUUCAGAGUGGUAUAUUUACGAUGUUGGUGGCAGUAGAUGUAUGCGACCCCAGUGGGUGCCCUACUUUGAUGACGUUCAAGCUAUUAUUUUCCUUGCACCCCUGUCAUUCAACCAAGUUCUCGAAGAAGACCGACAGGUUAACCGACUUGAAGACUCAAUAUACCUCUGGAAAGAAGUUUGCUCGAAUCCCCUCCUCGCGCGUGCGAACAUCAUCCUAUUCCUCAACAAAAUGGACAUUCUACAAAAAACUCUCGCAGCGGGGAUCAAAGUAGCAACAUACGUGCCGAGCUAUGGAAGCACGCCUAACGACGUGGAAAACGUGACGAAAUACUUUAAGGAGAAGUUCCGAGCUUAUCACAAACGAUUGUCCCCGAGACCUCGGACGUUCUUUUGUCAUGAGACCUCUGCCAUUGAUACGAAAGCAACGCAGGCUGUAUUGGCUGGAGUCCGUGAUGGCAUUUUGCGCCAUCAUCUUGAGGAACUCAAUGUCAUCUGA